UUUUAAUUAUGCUGAAGCUAGUAAUAAUUUCUAUUUUAACAAUUUCGGUGACAAUUGUUGCUUCACAGUAUAAUGAAGAAGAUUGUAAUGCAUUUGGUUUUAAAAAAUCAGAAUUAUUAUGUUCAACAUGUCAAGAAUUGCCAAAAUUUAAUUUGACAAUACUCAGUGAUCAUUGUCUAGAAUGUUGCAUCAAUGACAAUGUUGUUACAAAGCUUUAUCCAAGAGCUGAGUUUGAAGUUUGCCAAUGUAAAUUUGGAGCAUAUCCACAAAUCCAAGCAUUUUUAAAAUCUGAUAAACCAAGUAAAUAUCCAAAUUUGAGUAUUAAAUAUUCACGUGGUACUGAUCCUUGGAUAUAUCUGUUCAAUGAAAAUGGCGAAAAAGAAGACAGUUUAGACAUAAGAAAAUGGGACACAGAUACCAUUGAUGAAUUUCUUGAUACACAUCUUGUUAAAGUCAAAUAAAAAACAAUAAUAAUUGUACAAUAAAUUAAAAGAAAAAACAAAAAC
Molecule: messenger RNA, 506 nt
Organism: Aphidius gifuensis
Lineage: Eukaryota; Metazoa; Arthropoda; Insecta; Hymenoptera; Braconidae
Product: selenoprotein F-like
Exons: 3
Coding region: 9-461 (150 amino acids)
Cellular component (GO): endoplasmic reticulum lumen
Molecular function (GO): oxidoreductase activity
Source: RefSeq, a predicted model, not a curated record